Lytechinus variegatus (green sea urchin) is the source of this 5525-nucleotide messenger RNA. It is a transcript of the gene mfsd9, whose product is annotated as major facilitator superfamily domain-containing protein 9-like. NCBI's taxonomy places the organism in Eukaryota, Metazoa, Echinodermata, Echinoidea, Temnopleuroida, Toxopneustidae. Gene Ontology annotation, biological process: transmembrane transport. Bases 50 to 1315 code for a protein of 421 amino acids. Gene Ontology annotation, molecular function: transmembrane transporter activity. The transcript is spliced from 6 exons. The record is from RefSeq and is a predicted model, not a curated record.
ACAAUAUGCCACAAGAAAAAACGGGGUACGGUACCAAAAACGAACAGAAAUGGAUGGAGAAGGACGGCCCCCUCGAAAGGAAGGAAACGUGAAGAAUAUUCGAUUUUUAACCACCAGCCUUUAUGUAUUUGGAUUCUUGGAUUUGUUUGCUGUCGCUCUGAUCAUUCCUGUAGCAUCAAGACAAGCGACUAAUCUUGGGGCUUCCCCAGCUGCAGUCGGCCUUGUUGGAACUAUUUAUGGAACUUUGCAGUUGAUAUCUGCCCCACUAGUGGGGAGAUGGAGCGAUGUUGGAGGUCGGCGGUUAACUCUUCUGCUUUGCCUUUUCUUCACCUCUGUUGGGUACAUCUUGAUGGGUCUAUCUACCUCUAUUGUUUACUACUUACUAGCAAGGGUGCCUUUAGGUAUAUUUAAGCACAGUGUGUCCAUCACCAGGGCAUACCUCGCUGAAAUCACGCCCAAAUCUGAAAGGGCAAGGGUCUUUGGAUACUUCAAUGGCAUCUCCAGCAUUGGCUUCAUCAUUGGACCUCUCAUCGGUGGCCAUCUUGCCGAGAUGGACAACGGCUUCUUUAAAGUUUCUCUCAUUACUUCAGCUUUGUUUGCCCUCUGGUUUGUAUUUGUCCUGCUCUUCAUGACCGAACCUGAACAUAGAGGGCUGCCCAACACCAAGUCAGUCCAAGACUUCACUGCCGAUGAGUUCGGCAGCAAGUUCCACUCCUCGCUGCACACUUUCAAAGAGAUCAUCAAGUCCGGGCCCGAGCUCUUCUUCAUCCGCUUCCUCCAGGGUUUCUCCGCCACCCUAUUCCGCAGCAACUUCACCCUGAUGUUGGAGCAGAAGUUCGACAGCACCCCCAUCAUCACUGGUCGCAUCAUAUCUUUCGGGUCCUUAGCGAGCGCCCUGUGCGCUAUAGGAGUGGGGCGAUUGGUGAAGAUCUACCGCAACCUGCCCCGCCUGUACUUUCACGCGUGCACCCUGAGGAUAUUCGCCAUUGUGCUGAUCAUCUUCGCGCCGAGCAUCCCAUCAUUCCUCGUCUUUUAUUUCCUACUCUCCAUGGGCAACUCUGUAGCCCGUGUCUGCUCCACCAACCUAAGCAUCGAGCGGGGAAAGGUCGAGGACACUGGUGCGUUGCUGGGGCUAAAUCAAUCUGUUAUGUCCGUUUGUAGAACAGUAUCGCCUCUUAUAGCCGGGGUCUCGCAGGAAGUAACCUCCGAAGGACCUGCAAUUCUAUCGGUCAUCCUUUCCAUAGGGACUGCUGGUCUUGUCGCUACCUCAGUUUUAGAAGAAAGAAAGAUCUCAGACAAGGAGAAAAAACUUUGAAUAUAUAUCAGAAAAUGUUAUAUGAUUAAAGGUCAAGUCCACCUAAGAAAAAUGUUUAUUUGAAUAAAAAGAGAAAUAUCAAAGAAGUGUAACACUGAAAAUUUCAUCAAAUCGGAUUUAAAAUGAUAAAGUUAUUUCAUUUUUAAUUUUUGCUUAUUUUUCGCAAAACAGUAACACUCAGUGAUUUUCAAAUGAAAGUGUCGAUGAUGUCCCUCACUCACUAUUUCUUUUCUGUUUCAUUGUUUGAAUUGUGCAAUACUGUAUUUCAAUUUAUCCAUAUUUUACAAUAAGGACCAACUUGACUGAACCAUAAAAUGUUUGAACAAUGGUUCAUGUUAAUCUGCGUAUUCAAGGAGGAAUGAAACUUUGUUUCACCUGACUAUGAGGAGAAAAUGAAAAUAUGACAUAUUUUAUAUGGUAAAAAAGAAAGAAAUAGUGAGUGGGUGAUGUCAUCAGUACCUUCAUUUCGAUACCGACCAAGAUGAGAAUAUAACUGUUUUGUGAAAAUAAGUAAAACUUUGAAAUGUCAUACCUGUCUUAUACAUUCAAUUUUGAUGAAAUUUUCAUUGUUAUGCUUGUUUUUCUCUUUUUCUUCAAAUCAAUGAUGGACUUGCUUUUUCAUUAGUUGCACAUGUGCCUAUCUUUAGUUAAGUCAUUGUGUUAUCUAUCAGUACUAGUAGAUUCUUGCUCAAUCUAUAUUACUUUAAGUAUUUUGAAAAAAUAUAUUGUAAAAUAAUGGAGUGAAUAGAAUAAAAUUUGGUAUUGAUAUUGCAUGAAUUAUCUUAUUUAUCAUACAAGGUGCUUAAAGGGAAAUUUCCUCCCCAGCAAAAACUUGAUCUGAAUAAUAAGAGAAGAGCAAGUAAAUUGAAUGCUUAAAAUUUCAUAAAACUUGAAUGUUGAAUGAGGAAAAUGUGACUUUUUGACUGCUUGACUUCACAAUGCAGUUUUAUGACAUCCCAGUGGGUAUGGAAGUUAGUGAACCAAUUACAUUCCCACUCAUUAUUUUUGUAUUUUAUUAUUUGAAGUUCCCCCCCCCCCCCUGCUCAUUGUAAUGUGAAAAAAGGGUAAUACUCCCUGGACAUGCAGAAUUGCCAUUAUUUUUGCCCAUUGUAAAAACAACGUGAUCUGAUGAAGAAUUUCCUUAUUGUCAAAUCUGCAGAAAAUGAAAUAAUAUGUGGUGGAAUUCACAGAAUAAAAUAUGAAAGAAAAUUGUGACGUGACAUCGUUGGCUCUUAUUUGCAUAUCACCGUAUUGCAUAUAAUUAUUCAGUGAAAAAUAAGCAAGAUUUUAAAAUGUCAAAACUUUCCAAUAAAUUCAAUUUUUAUUAAAUUUCCAGUGUCAUGCUUGUAAGGUUUUUUUCUUUAUUAUUUCAGUAAUUUCUUUCUUUGUCGGGAUGGACUUCCUCUUCAUCAAAGAUGUUGCAAUAUUAUGUUACCAAUGUUGUUACCUGUGCCUGACACUUUCUCUGGAUGCGGGGGAAGGGGGUAAAUUGCCAAUUCAUCUACAGCCAAGUCAUCCACUCACCACAUGGUCUACCUUCAUUUAGUCUAAUGCCAUUUUGUCCAUCAACAUUUAAUCACCAUUUGCCCUAUGACCAAUUGGUCUCAUAGCCAGUUGGUCCAUUUAUUUUCAUUCAUUUUGCCAAAUUAACACUUAUGGUAUGGUAUUAAGUCAUACAUCUCAGUUACCAAGACUGAAUUGCACAUGGAUAUACAAUGAUAGAAAGUACUACAGUCUCAUAACAGUGGAAUUAUUUAAGUAAUUAAAAAGUACACAGAUUGAAUGCAAUAAAUAGCAUACUACUGCGUAUUAAACCAUACAUGUAUUUGCGAUGAGAGUAAUGUAAAACACACCCAUAAAUAAAACAAAGCCGGAGACGAAAAAGAAGAAGAGGAGGAGGAUAAAGGGGAAGAGGAAGAAGGGAAAAAAAGGAGAAGGGGGAGAAGAAGGAGGAGAAGAAGAAGAUGAUGGAGAAGAAGACAAUGUAGAAAGAAAGUUGAAGAAGAAUAAUAUGAAGAUAAAAUAUCACACAAUAUAUUGCAAAAUGAGGAUACAGAGUACAUGUACAGAUAUGCAAAAGGUAAAAUUUUAAAUAGUGCUUUGUGGUUUGGCAAUCAUGGAAACACGGAUAAAAUUCAUUUCAAAAUUUCAAGUAGACAUGUUUAGAGAUCGAAUAGUCUAAUCAGAUCCUAAGCUAUAUGGACUAAAUGGCUAUUAGACCAACUGGUUUUUAGACGAAAUGGUGAGUGGACGAAAUGGCAAUUAGACCAUGUUGAAAUUGGACAAACUGAUUGUAGACCAAAUGACAGUAGACAAGUAGGGAUUGAACAAAUUGGCAUUAGACCAAAUGAAAAUAAAAGGGGGGGGGGGUCUUCUUUACAGGGGAUUUUUUUUUCUUUUCAAGAUACCUUGGGUAUUGAUUUUAGAUCUAUCAAAUUCAAAGCUCUUUCUCUGAUUAGAUUUUCAUUGUUCUUUCACCAAUGAUAUUCUCAAAUUUUCUGCUUAUAUUUCCAACUUUUAUCAGGGCAAACAUCCCUUUGAGAAAUGAUCAAACUGAUCGAUCAAAACAUCUCAAACAGAUUUACUGCAUGAAUGCAUACUGGAACAGAUUGAUAUUUGAGUAACUGUCUGCUUAACAGUAAGUCUUCUAAAUUAUACUGAAGUUCAAUUUAUUGAUUGUAAUAGUUUAUGUUAUACUAUUGAAUGAAUCGUUAUUUGUGUGAAUCUAGUAGUUUGAAGUUAAUUUUGCUCAUGUGUUGCAAGUAAAAUCAAGGGUUUAAACCAUGUUGUAAAGGAUCAAGGUUUUAUGAAUGUCAUGCAUGCUCCCAACUUCAAUAUAUUACAGAGGAACAUGUAUUAUGGCUCAGUGGAUAAGUCUCAAGACUUUGAACCACAAGGUCCGAGGUUCAAAUCCCACCUUUGGCAAGGCGUUUAUCUACAUUUGCUACUCUCCACCCAGGUGAAGUAAAUGGGUACCCGGUAAGGAGGAAUUCCUUGAAUGUUUGAGCAUCCAAUCAGGAUAGCCGUGCUAAUGAAUGCCGGAGAGAUAGUAUGCAGUGCUUAGAAACACUUGCAAUAAGCACUAUAAAAGUUGCAUAUUGUUAUUUUUGUAAAAUAACCUGAAAAACGGACAUAAUGAAGCUUUUCGACAUGCACUCAUCAGAGUAAAUUUGCAUGAAUGACUAAAACGUUAUAGAAAAACAAUAUAUAAUAGAACUGAAACUAGAAAAUGGACGCUAAAUGGGAGCCGUGAUUGGCUGUCAAGUAAACAAGUUAGGCUUGCUACCAGCCGUGAAGCUUCAGUAUGUCUGUUUUUAAGGCUAUUUUACGGAACCAAACACUUAUGUAUCAUUAUUGUUAUUAAUUAUGUGACUCCACAUUAUUGCUGUGUGUUAUUAUAUUGUAAACUGUGCAGGUCAGCACAUGUAAAGGUUCACAUAUAUUAUGCCAUAGUCACAUCAGUGAAACCAUUCCUGGGGGUGUUUUCACAAAGAUUAAAUUGUGACUUAGAGUCAAACUUAAAUUCCCAACUGCAUGAUUAUAAAAGGCCUCGCGUCAUUGGUUGGAUCAUGCUAAGAGGACGCGCACUACUGCGCAUUAUGUAUCAUAUACCCGCCUGUAUUUACGAGGGGGAAAACUUACAUGGGGCUCGGGGCGAUUUUGCCCACCGAAAUGCUCAAAAGUUAAAGAGCACUUGAAAAUUUAAAAAGAGACCCUCCCCCUAAAAAAAAAACGAAGAAAAUCCUCAUUUCCUGCAAUGUUACAGCUCAUCCAAUGUUGCAGAUUUUAGAGCAGUAGGUUGUGAAAGUAGCCCCCCCCCCCUUAAAAUGAGAUAUUAUUUCGCCUGGUAUUUAAGGAUGACCGUCACCCUUGACUCUUUUUGAAACACCCCCCCCCCCCCCAUACACUGGUGCUGCCCCUAUAUCAAUGUCAGUAACAUCUAUUCGUAUCUUAAUCACCCAUAUUAUCUGGGCAAGAAAAUCAUGAUUUUACAGAACUUCUUCAAACUUGUCCCAUUAUUAUUCUAUGGGAUUUAGAAGUGCCUUAGCUGACCUAGAAUGAAGGAAACACUGCCUUCUACUGUUAGAUAUAUGUAUUUGCGAUAGGGAGAAUGAACAUUCCAUUAUUGCAUGUUAUUAAUUUCAUCCAGGGUAUAUUAUUCAAAAACAUAAAUCAAUAAAUUGAACAGAAUUUUCCAACUCAUUCCUAA